Molecule: messenger RNA, 1170 nt
Organism: Olea europaea var. sylvestris
Lineage: Eukaryota; Viridiplantae; Streptophyta; Magnoliopsida; Lamiales; Oleaceae
Product: mediator of RNA polymerase II transcription subunit 8-like
Exons: 7
Coding region: 66-815 (249 amino acids)
Cellular component (GO): mediator complex
Source: RefSeq, a predicted model, not a curated record
ACCCUUACGGAAACCCCCUGGAGUAACUGAAUAUUGUGGAUAAUUGGUCGGAUCGUGAAUGGUAAAUGGCGGCGCCGGCCGGAGUCCAACAGAAGCAGUCGCCUGAGAGAGUGGUGGAGGAGCUGAAUCGUCUGCAUCUGCAGUAUUUCAACCUCCAAUGGGUAAAGAGUCGUGCCAUUACCCUCUCCGAGACCAUCUCUAGAGUCCUCAACGAUUUCGACGCCAUUUUACGAACUAACACUUUUCUUAAAUGGUAUUAUAUUUGGGGGAAAUUUUCAAUGGUAGAAUUGGGACUAUCUACACUUUUGAAAGAGAUUGAGGAAGCUUCAAAGCUUUUGGUUGUGCAUCCGAACAACGUCAAUCGCGAGAAUGCUACUGUUCUACCUGCUAUGUUGUCGUCAAAGCUUUUGCCUGAAAUGGAGAUUGGUGACAACACAAAGAGAGAGCAAUUGUUAAAUGGGAUGGAAAACCUACCAGUUUCUAUGCAAUUUGAGAAGCUAAAGACCAUAACGGAUAAGAUUGGAGCAGCCUGGGAAGGUUCUAAUGAUGCUUGCAUUUCCAUUCAUACGAAACGACUGAGAUCAAUAGUUCUUCCAACCAUCAACAAGGUUCAAGAUGCAAAAAUACGAGAACAAGAGAAUUUGCUUCGGAGUGCUGUAAAUGAUGGUGAAGGGUUAAGAAUGCCUGAAGACCAAAGACAGGUGACUUCUUCACUUCCAAUGCAUCUGGUUGAUGUGCUUACUGGCCAGAUCUUUUUUGAUAGAAUCUGUGAUGUACCGGAUGACUACACCUUUCUCUUCAACGACCAGCAAUAAAUCAGGGAACCUUGUUACAGGCCUCUGGCACACAAGUUGUUGGGAGAGUAGCAGCUUCCCCUUCCGUGCUACUGCAAGUGCUUCCUUGGAUAACACGAUCGCAACUCUAUCUACACUUUUUGAUUAACUAUAUCAGAUGUCGAAGCAAGGAAAUUGGGCAUAUUUGCUGGGAUGUGAAAGACUUUCUUUUUCGUAAAAUUAGGAAUAGAUUACUCUCGUGGAGGAGAUGAUGCAUUUUGGAACAUUGGCUCACUGACUUUUUCAAUGCAUAUUCUGUAUAGAAAUGUGAGAACGGGGAGUCGAUGAAUGACAACGAUCUUAAAUACAAUAUUGGACUUGCUCCGUCUGUCUAUCA